UCGCUCCUUCUUCGUCUGAAACCGAAUAGACCACGCGAAUCGACUUUUUUCUCAUGGCUUCUUAAAAUUUUAAAUAAAAUAGCAACAAUCAAUGUUUUAUAAACUAAUUGUGCAAAUUAUUCAACUCCAGCUAAAGUUAUUUUAAUUUAAAAGCAAGGACCAACGAAUUUUGGAUCAUAAACCUUGGAAGUCAUUGUGUUUCUUCAACUGUCAGCAAGUCACCAAACGCAAAUCUAAGCAAAAAAAGAAAGAAAGAACGAGCGAGCGAAAACCACUUAAACGGCAAGAGGGGCUAAAACCAAAGCCAAAUUUGUAUAAAAUCUAGAAAUCUUUGAAACAUCAAUCUUCACAGUUUUCUUUAAAAAGUGAUUAGUGUAUUAAGUUUAUAAUUAAUGUGUUUACCAAAUAUAAGCAGAGAUAUUGCGGAUGACAUAUCUACCAGCGUCAUAUUCGUCAGGAUUUCAUAAGGAAAAAUUUAAUCAAAAUAUGAAAUUCAAUAAAUCACAUCGUAAUAUUUAAAAAAUACGAGUUAAGAAGACGCCAAAACUCCAAGCUCUAGGGGGUGCGUGUGUGCAUGCAUGCGUCAACAGUGUAACCUCGCUGCGCUGUAUGGGAAUUACAAUUAAAGGUGCUGCCUGUGUUUAGAUUUCAGCACAAGCAGAUAUUUCGCAAUAUAUACAUUUAAUUUAUCAAUUAUUUCAAUUGUUGAUAAAGUAUAGAUGAAAAUGUCGGAAUAUGGUCUGGACGAAGACAGUAGUCCAUCCCAACAACAGAUUGGCGGUGAAGCACACAACCUCAGCACAGACGAUCCAACGAAUGCAGCUAACAAUUCAAUAAUUGGAAAAGUAAAGUCCAGAGUAUCUAGCAUUUUGCCAAAUAGUUUGUCAAAGUGGUUUUCACCUUCUUCGAAAGUGCGUAGUGAAGAAUUAAAUGGUAGCUUAAACUGUAAUGCAACCACCACCAGGAGAAAACGUCGCAUAGAUAUCGAUGACGAUGAAGAUGAGGAGGAGGAAAAUGAGAAUUACGUUGAAAGGCAAGCAAGACGGGGAAUACAUGAGGAGAAUCAUAAUAUAAGGUGUAAAAUGGAAGAAAAUUCCGAAGCUGAAGAGGAUGAAGAGGACGACGAUGAUGAUGAUAGUCAAAACAGUGAGGAAGAAUAUAAUGCAACUGUAGCAGCACAAAAAACAAGGCAUGACUUGUUUGGGCGACAGCCACCUGCUAAAAGAUCCCGUCUUCAAAUCGAUAUGCGAGACAGCCCCUUGAUUGCACCUCGAAGACCAUUGAUAGCAUCCACUCCAGCUGUAGCCAGUACGUAUACACGUAAUUCGAUUGGCACUACCUCAGCUUCACGUUCAAGUUAUCAACGGUACACACAUUUAAACCUAUAUGGAAAUCAAAGCAAAAAGGAGCAGGCGUAUAAUUUUAAUAUACAAAAGGAUACAGCAGCCCCGAAAAUUAAUACAGAUAUAAUUGACUUAAUAUCACAACCACCUAAUGAAAUCGAAGAAAGACUUGCGGCUAAUUCGGAUAUAUGUAGCCGAACUGCAAGAAGCUCUCGUAAAAGUUUAAAUAUACCAACUUCUGCAAAUCGAUCGGUAGCAGAUCGUUUGCUUGCGCCAGCUACCCAUUUGAAGAGGCCAUCAUUGUCAUCGGCUACCUUGGAUACAAUGCUGCCUAGCAAUCCAGUUGGCACUCCUCCCAGACGUACAUCAACUACCAUACACGAAGUCAAGGAAUCUGUAGAACACAGCGCACUGGGCGAAGCGGAUGACGAGAACAAUGAACUUAGCCAUAAUGGUCAAUUAUUGAAUGAAGAACCAAACGAGCCAUCCUGUUCGAAGAGAGCCAAAAGACAAAAUCACAUAAAUGGUUCUGGUUUUAAUAAUCCACGAAGCAUACCCGAAGAAAACGACGCUAUUUUAUUGGACACUGCCUCAGAAAGCAGCGAAAGUGGUACGACAGAGUUAAAUAAAUCAAAACAUGAGCGUAAGACUGGUCUCUUUAAUACUUCAAUUGCCGGUACUGGAACUACUCGUAAUAGCAGUAGAACAUCAUCAUUUGGUAAUGGUUUGAAUUUCUAUUCUCAUUUAGAAGGAAAGAAAUCAUUAUUUAACUCUGCCUCUGGUCAUGGCAUGUCAAAUCAGUUAAACAAUUCUACGUUGUCUCUUAACUCCCUAAAUCGCCGACAAUUUAAUGCUUCGAUUUAUGGCAGCACAUCGGCAUUGAGUGAUAGUCGUUUGUUGAAUACAUUUUCGCCUUUUUAUAAAGGCAAAACUACAUAUGGUGGGGCAGCAGCGUAUAACAAAUAUACGGCUGGUGCAGGCGCCAGUGCUGUACGUAUAACCCCCACACUGAUUAGACCCGCAUCGAGUCUUUCCACUCUCUCAUCAUCGAAUAAUUCAUUAUCCACCGCUGGUAUAGGAAACCCUCAACAAAUUGGCGAGAUUUCAAAUAUAUCAUCUACUGCUAAACGCAUAUUGGAUUUAAUCAAUGAUUUUGCCACACCCUUAAGUGAGGCCAAGAAAAUGGCAAGUACCAUCAAGACAAAUGCUUAUCUGCCACCUCAAGCAAAAUCCCGAUUAAAUGACUCUGAUUUGAAUGCUUCACGUGCCAUGCGUUUGUCCCAAGUGCGUACACCCUAUGCCCGCCCGGCGGUGAUUUUACAACCCUCAGGCAAUGCAAAUAUUGGAAGUCGUGGCAGUACUAUGUUAAGUGGGCCAACGCCACCUGUGAGGGAGCUACAGGUUCCCACAAUGUCACAGUUAUUGCAAAUGAAGAAGAUACAAAAUAUGACUGAAAGAGCCAGAAAAAUAACACGAGAUUCGUCUGCGACAAAUGCCGAAGUAGUUGAAUACACAUUGCCUGUAACUACGAAAACUGCAGAAAGUGCGAAAGUUGCUGCAGUAGAAGACAGUGGUGGUAGAUCUAGUGGUGCGUCUGAAAAACAACCACAACCACAACUUCAACAAAAGCACACAAAUAAAAUAAAAAAUAAAAUAACGACUACAAUGCGAGCUUCGGUGGCAUCAAAAGACAUACACGAUGAAGCACCACCGCCCACGUUAAAUUUGCCAAAUAUAGCUUUCCCACUUAUGCAAUCUGUACCCAAAUUCGAUAUACAAUUUUCGACGUCGCCCACUUUAACGUCAGCUACGUCACAUGCGAAUAGCGUUUCCACAGAAGGCGGCAAAACAACUCCAAAACCUUUGUCAUCAAAUAUAAGCCAAAUUGCAUUUAAUACGAAACCAAUUUCAACAACAUCGGUGGAUUCGGUAGGGAAAAAGGAAACUACAACAACAAAAUCCUAUAACUUUGGUAGUGGUGUUUCAACGUCGUCUGCACCCACAACCACGUUAAAUUUCAAAUUUUCCGAACCUUUGGUAGUGAAAGGACUGAACACUCCUACGCAAAACAUAACUCCUUCUAAUUUAGAUAAUUAUAAAUUUAGUCCUCCAUUGGAAGUUACACAGUCAAUGACACCUACUAAAACAACACCACUACUGAAACCACAACAACCUCAACUUAAAUCUGGCUCUUGUCUGGACGUCUUAAACAAACCACUGGCAUUGCCCGGCAAUUCAAAUAAAACAACUACUGAGUCCUCAACAUCAGCAUCGUUAUCUUCGAAUUCAUUUGGUGAUAAAUUUAAGAAAGCCUCCAAUGAAUGGGAAUGUGGCACAUGUAUGAUACGCAAUAAGGCGGACCUGCCUAAAUGUGUAGCAUGUGAAACUCCACGCAAAUCUGACCCAACCCCAGUCAGUGAGAGCAAUAUAUCGACUUUCGGAGAUAAGUUUAAAAAAUCGUCCUCCGAGUGGGAGUGCGAUACGUGUAUGAUACGAAACAAGCAGGAAAGUAUUAAAUGUGUGGCUUGUGAAACUCCCCGCAAAGGAUUGAGUUCUUCAACGACUAACAAUAUAGCCGUGUUGCCGCCAAUAAAAAAUACAUUUGGUGAUGCCUUCAAACCGAAAUCAGGCUCAUGGGAAUGCUCCACUUGUUUAAUUAGCAAUAAGAGCGACUCAAAUGAGUGCGUUGCGUGUCAAACAAAAAAACCAGGUUCGUCAAUUUCCAGCAGUGGUAAUACUACAACAACGGCGACUACAGCUGCUCCAUCUGUAUCUACAUUUAAAUUUGGAUUCUCUGCGGCGCAAACAACUAAUGUACCAACAACUACCGACGCUGGCUUUAAGAAUAUCGCGGCUCAACAAAAAGCUUCAAAAUGGGAGUGUGAUGCUUGUAUGACACGCAAUGAUGCGGAGCGAACGAAGUGUGCUUGUUGUGAACAGCCGAAACCCGGCUCGGUGGCAACAGAAAGCUCAUCUUCUACAACAAAAUUUACGUUUGGAGCAACGGCUGCUGCCAAGUUUAGUUUUGGCUUUGGCCCGGGCUCAAAUGCACCAAAGGAAGAUGAACUACGAAAAGAUAAAGCUGUUGAUUCAGUGGCCAAAAAUGCCAUGUCUAUAACAUCCAAAGCUGCGAACAACAACACCACUUUACCUACGUCUGGUUUUCAAUUUGGAUUUAAACCGACUCCUACUCUGAACACGGAAAAUAAAACGGACGAAAUGGAUACUAAGAACACCAAAAGCUCUGUGGCAACCUCAAGUUCUACAGUGUUGAAGGGCUUUCAAUUUGGCAGUGUGACUGAGACAACAAAGAAACCUGAGGUCCCGUCAACAACUGCUACCACAUUUGUAUCGUCAGGUUUUAAUUUUGGUACCAAGACGAGCAAUGCGCCAACAACUACAACCACAACCGCAACAACGUCAACAUCAACAUCUGUGAAAAUGUCUAAGCCUGCUGUAAGCUCGCCAAGUGUUAAGUUUAAUUUGCCUACAACUGGGACCACAUUCAGUUUUGCUUCUAAUUCAUCAUCCGCAACUACUGGAGUUGUUAGUUUUGGAACUAAGCCCGCUGUUCCCGCUCCAACAGACGAAAAGAAGUCAGAAGGUUUCGCAUUUAAGACGCCAGCAGCUGUAUCAUCGUCUACCACAAGUAACACCGGCGCUUCAUCGGGCGGAUUUACGUUUGGUUCGCCAGCUGCAUCAUCAUCCACUGCUAUCACACCAGCUAUAACUAGUAGUACAUCCACAACGCCUACCACAACAGCGUUGGUAAAACCAAUGUUUAGUUUUGGAACAUCAAAUACAACUCCAGCGACAUCAUCAGUUGUUGCCACAACCACUACGUCGUCUGGCGGUUUUGGAAGUUUCAGCUUCGGUGGCAAUAACACACCCUCUACGGCUGUUAAGCCCUUAUUUGGGGCUGUAACGUCUACAACAUCGACAACAACUUCAGCUUCUUCAAAUACAAGUACAAAGCCUGCCGCCACAACAAAUGUAUUUGGGUCGUUUGCAGGAACAACCUCUGCAACACCAACAUUUGGUUCCUCCUCUGCUAUUGCUAAUCCUGCCAAUAAUUCAACAGCUGUUAGUUCCUCCACCAACAGUUCCAAUAUGAGCGUAAAUAAUGCUACUCCUACAUUUGGAACAUUCGGAGUGGGUAGUAAUUCAGCCAACAAUACAACGAAUGUAUUUGGUUCCUUUGGUAGCAGCAGUACCCAAUCAAAUUCAACCCAAAAUAAACCCGCGGCAGCAACAGCAGCAGCAGCAGCACCACCACCAGUCUUUGGCAGUGUUGCUUCCAGCAACACCAAUACUGCACAUGGAGCAUCGCCAAGUACGAACGCAUUUGUUUUUGGAUCGGCCACAAAUACAGCAGUCACAGCAAGUGGUACAUCGUCAUUUAGUAGUGCAGCAGCAAAUACCUCCUUCGGAUCAAAAAAUACAUUUGUUUUUGGUUCACCAGCCCCACUGCAAUCAACUACAGCAACAACUGCUCAAAAAGAUGCACCCAAACCUUCAUUAUUCGGCGCAUUUGGCAGUGGAGGUACAGCAAUUACUUCAAAUCAGGCAACCACUUCCAUUUUUGGUAGCCCCGCCUCUUUUGCACCAGCAACUGCGGCAACUUCUCCUCCACCAGUUUUUGGCAGCAACAAUAGUAGCAGUAUAGUUACAACAACAAAUCCCAGCACUAACCUAUUCGGUAUGAAUUCAGCGCCAGCGCCAGCGCCCGUUACAAACAUAUUUGGUGCGAACCCAAGCGGCAAUGCCGCAACACCAGCGCCCGCUUUCGGUUCUUCACCAUUUGGUGGUGGUGGUUCAGCAUCAUCCACAAGUGCCACACCAACAUUUGGCAGUACAGCAGUAACGGGAUCCGCUACAUUUGGUGGCUUUGGAGCAACUGUUGGAAAUACCACAAACCCAAGGGCAGAAGUAAAGAAAAUAGAACCAGCUUUUAACUUUGGAUCAGCUCAGACAACACAGCAAAGCGUCAGUGGAGGAUUUAAUUUUGGAUCGACCUCAGCCCCAACAAAACCUGCUUUCAACUUUGGUAGCACUGGAGCAGCACAACCCACGUUUAAUUUUACGGGGUCAUCAGAGAAUUCAGCGAAACCCUUUCAAUUCGGCGCAAUACCAUCGGCACCAGUAUUUAAUUUUGGCGGUGGUGCGAUAGAGACAACUCCAAAUGCUCCUUUCCAAUUUAAUGCAGGAGCCGCUCCUGUAUCUGAUAAUAUAUUCGCACCUGCGCCAACGCCAGGAGCUCAAACAGCACAACAAGCGAAAAGAAAGAUAAGGGCACCCAUAAGACGUGUUACUCAACGGUAGAGAAUUUGAUCAAAUCAAACGCUCUUAAAAGCGUGGACCAAAUACAACAACAACAACAAUUACCAUUGCAACAACCAGAAGGACACAAGCAAAUAGGAGGACAACAAAGCUUAAAACCGGAACUUGACAGCAACAAACUAAAACUAGCACCAAUACCAACACAUACAACAACAACACAGCAUUCAAAAAAAUUACUACAGUUAGACGACGACAAUAACGUUAAACAGGACAACAGGACACAUAAUUCCGAUUUUGACAGUAAGACCGUAAACCAUGUUGCCAGUAGCAAAUAUACAAAACCACAACAACAGAACAACAACAAAUUCCAUAUCAAUAACCAAACCCUAGGGGGUAUAAAUCACAAAGGCCAAUUAAACGAAAAUGUCAAAAAGCAACAAAAAAAUAACAUUGUUUUAAACAAAUAUAAACUUGUAAGAAAAAUAAAUUUCUCAGAAUCCAAAAAGGAUGUUGCAACAUCCGGUUCUAAGCAAAUUUCUGAUAAUAAAAACCCUAUCACCGGCCAAGAAUCUCUUACAACAAACAGAAAAUUGCCUACUGGGGACAAGUGGAAAUCCAAAACAACAAAUCAUUCAAAUCUAAAUGAAGUCACCAAACCUGCAACAGUAGUUAGGCAGGUUAAAAGAAAUUAUAUGAACAUAGUAAAAGGUACCAAUUAUUAUUCCAAAAUUAACACUAACACUGGAAAGGAGCGGGCAGUGGGACAGCAGCAAUAUGACGUUGCCCCCUCCGUGUAUCAAACAGCAGCAGCAGCACAAUUACCUUCGAUUAGCAACAAGAGUAACACCAGUGUCCAUCAAUGUCCGUCCGUUUGCAAAAAUAGCAUAGGUUUUUCAGGACGACGCGUCCGUAUGGUUACUAGCGAGAAAAAGUAGCACCACAAGUAUUGGCCGAGAAAAGUAGAGAUAGAUAUCAAUUACAUUCUUUCUCACUAGAGCACAUGCAAUACUUUUCUUACUUUCACAAUGCUUUAUCCACCUUUAUUUUUCAUUAUUAACAAAUAUACGCAACAUGUUGCUGGCAACACAGUCGUAACGAAUUUUUGGUUUAAAGCACACUCAAAACAAACACAUCCUAGACAAGAGAACAAACAACAUCUAACUAUGAACUGUACUACAGACUCUAAGACGCAGACUUGAAAUAUAAAUAACAGAGAAUUAAUCUAAGCAAAAAUAUAGGCUAAUUAAACAUACAAAUCAAUUUUUUAUGAUCGUAAUCUAAAGAUAACUCAUCAGUUCUUCAAAUGAGUUCAAGCAAACGAUGAGAUAGUUAUCCGUGUCCACGUCACCAACGUACGUACGUCUAUGUCAAUGUUUUUUUUUUACACAGAAUUUCUUCAUGUGCCUAUUGUGAGUGUCAACAACAUCAAAAACAAGCAGUUGAAAUUGAAACAAAACAAAAAUAACAGAUUGUACGGAAUGUCUUCAGAAGUGGUUUUCCCUCGACAUCGGCAUCGUGAUUAUCGUAUGGAGAAAGAGAAAACAAUAUCUUCUUCUUUAUAUAUAUAUAAAUGCAUAUAGAAUUCAAUUGUUUCUAUUAAUUUCAUUUAUUAAAGUUUCCUAGAAAUUGUUAAUUUUUGUAAGAAAAAUUAUAAGUUGUUUAUUUUGAAUUUGCAUUUUGGCAAAGUAACAACAGCGUUAGCGUCAGCGUCAGUCAGCAUCAAAACAAAAAUAUAGAUGGGGCGACUCGGUCUCUCGAAUACUAUUUUCCAAACCGAAAGGUGGUGAAAUUUGUGAAACGCUGCAUUGACGCAAAUCCAAAAACAGAGAAAUCAAUUCAAUAAAUUUCAAUUUAAGUAUACUAUACCUAAUAUUUUAAAAUUUUGUUAUGAAAAAGCUCUUAUUAAAUAUUUUUUAUAUAUAUUUAAAAAAAAGUAGAUUGUUUUCGUCUUUUCUAAUUUCAUCAUUGAUUAUUCAUAAAUAUCAAAUUUGUUAAAGUAAAAUUUUUAUUUAAUUUUUCUACUACUUUUUUUUUUAUUACUACUCUUACCGUUCAGCUACCACAUUCAUCCAUCCAUCCAACAAUAAGAAAACCCGAAAAAUCCGCAACACUACAAGUUAUCGUCGCACUUUGUUUUUUAAACCCCUCUCUCUACCUGUUCGCCACUCCCCCCAUAAUUUGUGUGUAUACAUUUCGAAAUAAGAGAUUUUUAUUUUUUUUAUUGCUAUCAUGAUAUAAAAAUACUAAAUAUAAAUACACUUAUACACAUACAUAUUAAUAAUAUGGCGUACAACAACAACAACAAACAAGAAUGAAAAGAAAGUUUAUAAAGAGUAAUAAAAUUAAAAGUGAAGAGUUAAAUUUAUGUAAAUAAGUAAAUAUAUUGCAAAACUAUUCAUAAAAAUCUAAUACUGAAAUAUAUUUAAUGAAA
Stomoxys calcitrans (stable fly) is the source of this 9054-nucleotide messenger RNA. RefSeq names its product nuclear pore complex protein Nup153 (gene Nup153). The record is from RefSeq and is a predicted model, not a curated record. Gene Ontology annotation, biological process: protein import into nucleus; RNA export from nucleus. NCBI's taxonomy places the organism in Eukaryota, Metazoa, Arthropoda, Insecta, Diptera, Muscidae. Gene Ontology annotation, cellular component: nuclear pore. Bases 720 to 6665 code for a protein of 1981 amino acids. The transcript is spliced from 8 exons. Gene Ontology annotation, molecular function: structural constituent of nuclear pore.